AAAACAGCGCCGUGUGGGAUUGAUCUAAGAAAAUGAGGGACACAGUGAUGGAGUUAGAGCGGAUGUGCAGCGGAGAUUCAGCGAUCAGCCUGCUUGUGGGGUUCCCCGACUAUAGUCCUCCAGAAAAUCUCGUGGAAUACAUCAAAGACACUGUUAGCGGGAAGAACAUUAUACUGAACCAGUACUGUACAACAACAAACGGCCAUCUCCCACUGCUGGAAGCAUUCGCUGACCUCUAUUCCCCCAAAUUCAACAGAACCUUGCACCCACUCAAAAAUAUUGCCACGUCUAUUGGAGCGACAGGUGCAUUGAUGAAGCUAUUCAGGUCGUUUACAUUACCUGGGGACGAGAUAAUUUUAUUUGAACCCUACUAUACCCUCUUCUAUCACAUGAUGCAGGACACUAGUGGCGCCACCGCUGUCACAGUGCCAUUACACUUGAAUCGUUCACCGAAUGCUGUACCUCCAACAAGUGCAGAUUUCACAUUCGACCCCGAAGAAUUGGAGGCAGCAUUCACGGAGAAAACCAAGAUGCUUCUUUGUAACACGCCUCACAAUCCAACAGGAAAGAAAAUUUCUGGUCUAUAG
Messenger RNA from Lineus longissimus, 587 nucleotides. RefSeq names its product kynurenine--oxoglutarate transaminase 1-like. Gene Ontology annotation, biological process: biosynthetic process. The record is from RefSeq and is a predicted model, not a curated record. Gene Ontology annotation, molecular function: pyridoxal phosphate binding; L-kynurenine:2-oxoglutarate transaminase activity. Lineage: Eukaryota; Metazoa; Nemertea; Pilidiophora; Heteronemertea; Lineidae. The transcript is spliced from 7 exons. Gene Ontology annotation, cellular component: cytoplasm. Bases 33 to 587 code for a protein of 184 amino acids.